GCUCAGACGAAAAUCAAUCACCAUAUCACCAUGGCAUCCCUCACGAUGGCUUCGCGCUCCACCUUCGUGCCAGCUCUCAAGCCACCGCCAGGAAUAACCUCCAAUCCCAACCAUCCAUCAUCAUGGACCCGUCUUGCAAGCAUACUUGUUGCUGCUUGCAUUACUCUCUAUACGAUCGCCUUCGUCCUACGCUGCUAUGUGCGGUUCUACAUGAAGCGGCUCUUUAUCCUGGAAGAUGCUAUGUGCAUCGUACUUUGGGCCGGCAUGGUAGCACAUUCCGCCAUUCUUCUUCACAACGUGACUAGCGGCGGUGGCAUGCACGAGUGGGACAUAUCACCUGAAGUAUCCCACAAGCAAGAAUACUGGUUCUUUGUGGGCUCCCUACUGUAUAGCUCCCUAAUGGGGUUAGCAAAAGUCGCGGUUCUAUCACUGUACCGCCGGGUCUUCUCCCCACGCAAACGGACCCCCUUCGAUAUCAUGAUCAAGGUUCUCGCCGCCUUGAUUAUCUGUUUCUGCAUCAUUUACAGUUCCAUCAGGAUCUUCUCAUGUCGGCCUAGAGAAAAGAUCUGGAAUCCCUCGCUUCCAGGGAAAUGUGUGAAUUUUCUGUGGAUCUUGUACAUGGGUGGAGGGCUCAACGUCAUCAGCGAUUGGGUUAUACUUCUGCUUCCCCUGCACGCGGUAUACCAUUUGCAGAUGAGGAUAAAGAAGAAGAUCCUAGUUGCCAUCGUCUUCACGUUUGGCGCAUGUGCACCCAUUUGCGCCACCGCUGGGUUAAUCGGACGCAUCACAAUCAGCGACAAAGACGAUCAUUCUUGGUACCGACCAGGGAUCUUGGUUUGGGGCGCCGGUGAAUUGACCUCAGGCAUGAUCAUCCUCUGCCUCCCCGAGCUUGCUCCUCUCUUCCGCCUCAAUUCGCACUCGAGCCGCAACGCGCCGCAUCAGCCGAGCCCUGCCACUAUUAGAGAGCGGAAUCGGCGUCAAGCCGCCAGGCGAGGACCUUCGGACCCUUAUAUAUCAAACUCCUUGAUGGAGACUACGAUCAUUGGAGACGAGCGACCUUAUAUCGAGUUGACAGAUUUGGCAAAGAAUGCUCGUGCCGCGCCCUAUAAUGGGGGAAAGGAUCAACUCGAGACAAUUGAGAACAGGAUCUCAGUAAGGACCGAUAUCAAAGUUGAGACGAGUGAUAUCGCUCAGAGAGCUUAG
Molecule: messenger RNA, 1203 nt
Organism: Periconia digitata
Lineage: Eukaryota; Fungi; Ascomycota; Dothideomycetes; Pleosporales; Periconiaceae
Source: the annotation of a GenBank genome assembly